CAAAUGGAGGAGAUCACUCGAAGCAAGCCGAGCACUGCAGUGAAGCGAUCGAGCCAAAGAUGGCCGCCGCGAACCUCCACAAGUGCAUCGCCCUCCUCGUCGUCGCUCUUGCGGCGGCGCUCUCGCCGUCUCACUGCACCGCCACCGCCACCGCCUCCCCGCCUCGCUACGCCUCCCCGCCGGUGGAAGCACCGGAUGAGGAGGCUCCGGCUCCCUAUGCCGCCGAGGCGCCAUUGACGGGGCAACAAGGACCUGAGCACGGGAAGCAUCACCACCACGAGUCGUCGUCGUCGUCGCCGCCGGCUGAACCGCCGUCGUCCUACAACGCGACGGAGCACAAGCACCACGGCCACCACCACCACCGCCGCCGCCACCACCACGGGGAAGCUCCACAGGCGCAGCCACCGGCUCACCGCUCGCCGCCGCCUCACCACUUGCCGCCGCCGCCCCCUGCUCACCCCUCGUCACCACCCCCGGCUCACGCCUCGCCGCCGCCUCAUCACCUGCCGCCCCCUGCUCACGCCUCGCCACCGCCGCCGCCGCCGCCGUCCCGUUACCCGCCGCAUUCCCCACCUCCUCCGGCGCACAAGUAUCCACCGCCGCCGCCUCACGGCAAAGCAGCAGCAGCACCGCCGCCGCGCGGCCACAGGAAGCUCCCGCCGCCGUCUCCUCAUUCGGUGAAUUUGGCAAUGGCGCCCUCGCCAUCUUAUUUCAGUGCUGAUCCACCAUCUAACUAAUUAAGCAGAGCUGAUCACAUCAGCAGCUCUGAUCGAUCGGCGACGCUCAGAAUGGAGCAUCGCCACAUUGCUAUCUUUUGGAAUCUUUGAUAUGCAAGGCCAAGAUAAACACCUUAGCUAAUUAAGUAAACUCGAGGUGAAAUGAAACUGUUAGGCAAAUAAUCAAAAGCCCAGGAGCAACUUUCUGAGGGCGUUCGUGCUUUUUGUAACAUUUUCUAUCUUCCAAAAUUUAACGAGAAAGUUACUGAGUAAAGUAUGUGGUUGCUUUGAAAUCA
Molecule: messenger RNA, 1012 nt
Organism: Oryza sativa Japonica Group (Japanese rice)
Lineage: Eukaryota; Viridiplantae; Streptophyta; Magnoliopsida; Poales; Poaceae
Product: protein TRACHEARY ELEMENT DIFFERENTIATION-RELATED 7A
Source: RefSeq, a predicted model, not a curated record